Molecule: messenger RNA, 531 nt
Organism: Suillus discolor
Lineage: Eukaryota; Fungi; Basidiomycota; Agaricomycetes; Boletales; Suillaceae
Exons: 2
Coding region: 1-531 (176 amino acids)
Source: RefSeq, a predicted model, not a curated record
AUGUCAAGAGAUAAUCCUACAGGCAGUCUCUUUGGGACGAACAUCUCACUCGCACUUUUGACGAGGUACUUGAGGGACAAUCAAAGGGCUGCUGCAUCAUCAGUCACAACUCCACCUGCAUUCAAUCCACCACCCAUUGUCAUUCCCGGUACCCCCAUAUUCCCCGAAUUUGGUUCCAUCAGUGCAUUAGGUCAUGCUGUUACCAAUAAUAUCUUUACUCCAGAUGUGUUCUCGACUGGUGCCUGCCCUGUUGGAGAUGGCUCACCAGUCACAAGGCAUGAACAAGUGCCCACAUCUGGCUCUACCUCCACAAUCAAUCUGGCACCUACCAUCAGGGAAUCUGGUUUACCCAUUCAGCCGGUUGGGGCACUGCUGGUACCAACUCACACGGUCCCAAUGGAAUCCAUGCCUUCCACCAGCACCAUUCGCAUGUUGGUCACUGGGUCACCAAAUGUACCCGAGGAUGGUCAGUCUGUCUCGGCUCCCUUGCCACAGCGAUUAUUUGCACCUCAAUCACACCAACAAGGUUAG